AUGGUUUUACAAAAGCAUCACAGUGCCCAUUUAAUUUGGGUCGGGCUGCUCGUUUGUGGCUAUGUCGAAGUUGGCACUUGUCUGGAGUUUACAGGUGCACAGGGACAGUGGGCUCGAUUCCCAGUUUGGAAUGCGUGCUGUGAAAGUGAAAUGAGUUUCAACAUGAAAACAAAGAGCUCUCACGGGCUGCUGGUUUACUUCGACGACGAGGGAUUUUGCGACUUUUUGGAACUCCUCAUACUAAACGGGAAACUCAGCCUUAGUUUUUCCAUCUUCUGUGCCGAGCCCGCCUCUGUGAUAUCUGAUACGAUAGUCAACGACAGCCAGUGGCACGCUGUCACAAUAAGGAGAAACUUUAAGAACACAACUCUGAUGGUGGACAAUGAAGUCAAAUGGGUGGAGGUGAAGUCCAAAAGACGGGAUAUGACCGUUUUCAGCUAUUUGUUUGUCAGUGGGAUCCCUCCUGAGUUGCGAUCGGUGGCAUUGCGACUUACAUCUGCUGCUAUCAGGGAUCAGCCGCCUUUCACUGGUUGGAUAACGGACAUAAAGGUCAACAACACAGCAUCUGUCAUGGUGGACAGUGAAGGGGUCGUAAAGGACCUCUGCGGCACGGCUAACAUGUGCUUAAAUGGUGGAGUGUGCAGUUUAAUCAACAACAAACCUACCUGUGACUGUUCUCAGACUGGAUUCCAAGGAACAGAUUGCAGUGAAGAAGAUAAAUAUACUGAAGGUCUGGCACACCUGAUGAUGGGCGACCAAGGUAUGAGCUCUGUUCGGCAGAGUGGGGAAACUUGGCUCCUAAGGUCUCUACUCAGCAUUCAAGGGAAAGAGGAGUAUGUUGCAACCUUCAAAGGAUCUGAGUUCUUCUGUUACGACUUGUCCUUGAACCCAAUUCAAAGCAGCAGCGAUGAAAUCACAUUGUCAUUCAAAACCCUCCAGAGGAAUGGACUGAUGCUGCAUACGGGCAAAUCGGCCGACUACGUCAACCUGUCGCUGAAAAAUGGGGCUGUAUCUCUCGUCAUUAAUUUGGGGUCUGGAGCCUUUGAAGCUCUGGUGGAGCCAGUCAAUGGGAAAUUUAAUGACAAUGAUUGGCAUGAUGUCAAAGUAACAAGGAAUCUACGUCAGCACUCAGGCAUUGGACACGCUAUGGUAAACAAACUACAUUGUUCGGUAACAAUAUCCGUCGAUGGAAUUCUGACAACUACAGGGUAUACACAAGAGGACUACACAAUGCUUGGCUCCGAUGACUUUUUCUACGUUGGAGGGAGUCCUAGCACAGCGGAUUUACCUGGUUCUCCAGUUAGUAACAACUUCAUGGGCUGCCUCAAAGAGGUCGUGUAUAAAAACAAUGAUGUGAGACUUGAGCUGUCAAGGUUGGCCAAGCAGGGAGAUCCCAAAAUGAAAAUCCAUGGUACUGUGGCCUUCAAGUGCGAGAAUGUUGCUACGUUGGACCCGAUCACCUUUGAGACACCUGAUUCUUUCAUCGUCCUCAACAAGUGGAAUGCCAAGAAGACAGGCUCCAUCUCAUUUGACUUUCGUACCACAGAGCCCAAUGGACUUCUCCUCUUCAGCCAUGGCAAGCCCAAACAGCAGCAGAAGGAUUCCAAAAGCCCCCAGAUCCUUAAAGUGGACUUCUUUGCCAUUGAGAUGUUGGAUGGACACCUGUAUCUGCUGCUGGACAUGGGCUCAGGGACUACAAAGACCAAGGCAGUCAACAAGAAGGUCAAUGAUGGCGAAUGGUACCACGUGGACUUCCAACGUGACGGCAGAUCUGGUACCAUUUCUAUCAACACCCUCCGGACUGCCUAUACAGCCCCUGGAGAAAGUGAGAUUCUGGACUUGGAUGAUAAUCUUUACCUCGGGGGCCUGCCAGAGAACAAAAUGGGUCUGGUGUUCCCCACCGAAGUUUGGACAGCUCUGCUUAACUAUGGCUACGUUGGCUGCAUCCGGGAUCUAUUUAUUGAUGGACAAAGUAAAGAUGUGCGGCGCCUGGCUGAAAUUCAGAAGGCUGCCGGAGUCAAGCCCUCGUGUUCUAAAGAGCCUCCCAAACAGUGUUUGAGCAAUCCGUGCCAAAACAACGGCAUCUGCAGAGAAGGUUGGAACCGAUAUGUAUGUGACUGUUCAGGAACUGGAUACCUGGGUCGCUCCUGUGAAAGAGAGGCAACGGUCCUCAGUUACGACGGCAGCAAGUUUAUGAAGGUCCAGCUACCCGUGGUGAUGCAUACAGAAGCUGAAGAUGUUUCCAUGCGCUUCAGAUCCCAGCGAGCCUAUGGCAUCCUCAUCGCCACCACGUCCCGGGAUUCGGCCGACACCCUGCGUCUGGAGCUGGAGAGCGGCCGCGUCCGACUGACAGUCAAUUUAGAUUGUAUCAGGAUAAACUGUACCUCCAGCAAAGGUCCAGAAACUAUUUUUGCGGGUCAAAAUCUGAACGAUAACGAGUGGCACACAGUGCGUGUGUUCAGGAGGGGAAAGAGUUUGACACUGACCGUAGAUGAUCUGACGCCAGUGGAAGGUCAAAUGGCUGGUGACCACACCCAACUGGAGUUCCACAACAUUGAGACGGGCAUUGUGACGGAGAAGCGUUUCAUGUCCAUGGUGCCGUCGAAUUUCAUCGGUCACCUCCAAAGCCUCUCCUUCAAUGGCAUGGCCUACAUAGACCUGUGUAAAAAUGGCGAUAUAGACUACUGUGAGCUGAACGCCAUGAUCGGCUUCAAGAACAUUAUCGCUGAUCCUGUCACCUUCAAGUCCCGGUCCAGCUAUGUGACCCUCACUGCUCUGCAGGCUUACUACUCCAUGCACCUUUUCUUUCAGUUCAAGACCACCUCCUCCGAUGGCCUCAUUCUCUACAACAGUGGGGAUGGGAAUGACUUCAUUGUAGUGGAGCUGGUCAAAGGAUACCUGCAUUAUGUGUCGGACCUGGGAAAUGGAGCCCAUUUGAUUAAAGGAAACUCAAACAAGCCGCUCAAUGAUAACAACUGGCACAGUGUCAUCAUUUCCAGGGAUGCCAAUAACCUCCAUACAGUCAAGAUUGACACCAAAGUUACUACCCAGACCACCACAGGGGCCAAAAACUUGGACUUAAAAGGUAACCUCUAUAUUGGUGGAGUGACCAAAGAGAUGUACAAGGAACUGCCCAAACUGGUACAUGCUAAGGAGGGCUUUCAAGGUUGUUUGGCGUCAGUAGAUCUGAAUGGCCGUCUACCUGACCUGAUGUCAGAUGCGUUGGACUGUGUGGGACAAAUUGAAAGGGGAUGCGAAGUUGCAUUGAUGAAAGCUGAUUUGCAAGGCCCCAGCACCACUUGCCAGGAAGACUCAUGUGCCAACCAGGGUGUGUGUCUUCAGCAGUGGGAGGGCUUUAGCUGUGACUGCAGCAUGACAACCUUUGGUGGACCACUGUGUAACGACGCUGGAACAACGUACAUAUUUGGACGAGAUGGUGGUAUAAUCACAUACACAUGGCCGCCAAACGACCGGCCCAGCACAAGGGCAGACCGGCUAGCCAUUGGCUUCAGCACUCACCUGAAGGAUGCUGUCCUUGUCAGAGUGGACAGUUCCUCUGGUCUUGGAGACUUCUUGAAACUGCACAUCGAAAGAGGAAACAUUGCCGUUGUAUUUAAUGUUGGAACAGACGACAUUAACAUAGAGGAGACAUCAAAGUUUGUAAACGACGGAAAGUACCAUAUAGUGAAGUUUACGAGGAGUGGGGGUAAUGCCACUCUCCAGUUGGAUGAUCUUCCCGUCAUUGAGCGCUACCCUCAAGGCAACAAUGAUAACGAACGCCUGGCGAUUGCUAGACAGCGAAUCCCAUUCCGACUUGGUCGAGUAGUUGACGAAUGGCUACUCGACAAAGGGCGGCAGCUUACAAUCUUCAACAGCCAAACUACUAUACAGAUUGGUGGCUGGGAGAGAGACCGGACUAGGUCCUUUCAGGGCCAACUUUCAGGCCUCUACUAUAAUGGCCUGAAAGUGUUCAACAUGGCAGCAGAGGGGGACCCCAACAUUAAAAUCCAAGGCAGUGCACGGCUUGUAGGGGAGUCGCCUUCCUCUAUCACGCCACAAUCAAGUACUACAGCCAAUCGGUCUGAAACUUCGACAACCAUUAUGGAGCUCACCACCACCACUGCAUCUGGUCGGCGGGUGAAACAGACGACCCCACGAGAACCUCAGCAGACGACGGAAGACAUGCUGGUGGCAUCGGCAGAGUGUCCAAGUGAUGAUGAAGACAUAGAUCCCUGUGAGCCGAGCUCAGGUGGGUUAGCCAAUCCUACAGGUACCGGACCAAAGAGUUUUCCAGACUCCUCCGAGGUCUUCCGUGAGUCAAGCAGCACGACGGGCAUGGUGGUUGGCAUCGUAGCAGCAGCAGCUCUAUGUAUUCUUAUUCUGCUGUACGCCAUGUACAAGUACCGCAAUCGAGAUGAAGGUUCAUACCACGUGGACGAGAGUCGCAACUACAUCAGCAACUCGGCUCAGUCAAAUGGUUCAAUUGUCAAAGAAAAAGCAGUCAACACAACAAAGACCGGCAGCAAGAACAAGAAGAACAAGGAUAAGGAGUACUACGUCUGA
Messenger RNA from Nerophis lumbriciformis (worm pipefish), 4563 nucleotides. Lineage: Eukaryota; Metazoa; Chordata; Actinopteri; Syngnathiformes; Syngnathidae. The record is from RefSeq and is a predicted model, not a curated record.